GUUAAUGAAAUAGCUUUACCUCCAUUGGCCCUAUCUGGUCACAUGGUUCUCUAACUUUAUUCAGUUGACAGCAAAUAGGAGGGCUUUAUGGUGGUGGAAAAAAGACAACUCGAGAAAAAUUUGUAUUUUCUACCUUCAUAAAUUAAUGGCCAUGAGUUCGUAUAUGCUGAACUCUAAGUAUGUGGACCCACAAUUUCCCCCUUGUGAGGAAUAUUCGCAAAAUAGCUAUAUACAUGAGCAGGGGAGAGACUACUACGGUCCAUCGCAGGACCCAGAUUUGCAGCAUCCAGGAAUCUAUCCACGGUCAAACUACCCCGAGCAGCCCUUCAGUUGUACCACUGUGCAGGGUUCUACAGUGCAGCCACGGGGUCAUGUGCAGGGGCGCGACAGCAACCCUAGCACUUUUACGGCACAGACCGAACCGUGUGCCCCGGUCCAAGUGACUGGACCCCGGACUUGUGGACAGCAACAAAACACAAAGAAUCAAAACGGGAUACAAGCCAAGCAGCCUGCAGUAGUUUACCCCUGGAUGAAGAAACACCACGUUACUACGGUAAACCCGGAUUACACAGGACCUGAACCCAAACGGUCUCGGACAGCUUAUACAAGACAGCAGGUUUUGGAACUGGAAAAGGAAUUUCAUUUUAACAGGUAUCUGACCAGGCGGCGUCGCAUAGAGAUUGCCCAUACACUCGUUCUCUCCGAGCGUCAGAUCAAAAUCUGGUUUCAAAACAGAAGAAUGAAAUGGAAAAAAGACCACAAACUACCGAACACAAAGGGAAGAGCUGCAUCUGCUUCCGGACAACAUUUACCAAGUAUCCAGAAGGAUAACCAGACUGAUGUCACAACUUUCUAAGAUGGGUAACUUUGACCGUUCAAUGAACUGUAUAUAACAUACUAUAUUAUCCAUUUGACUUUGCAUGGUCUCAAAACAUGACGUUUUGGUCAGUGUGAUUUAACGUACAAUAGUUCUAAAUGGCAGUUCCAGUCAGAAGGACCCUCGAUGUGUUGGCUCAGUGAA
Messenger RNA from Salmo salar (Atlantic salmon), 1021 nucleotides. RefSeq names its product homeobox protein HoxD4ab (gene hoxd4ab). The record is from RefSeq and is marked provisional. Gene Ontology annotation, cellular component: nucleus; nucleoplasm. Gene Ontology annotation, molecular function: RNA polymerase II cis-regulatory region sequence-specific DNA binding; DNA-binding transcription factor activity, RNA polymerase II-specific. Gene Ontology annotation, biological process: embryonic skeletal system morphogenesis; positive regulation of transcription by RNA polymerase II; anterior/posterior pattern specification. Lineage: Eukaryota; Metazoa; Chordata; Actinopteri; Salmoniformes; Salmonidae.